Messenger RNA from Medioppia subpectinata, 349 nucleotides. Lineage: Eukaryota; Metazoa; Arthropoda; Arachnida; Sarcoptiformes; Oppiidae. The record is from the annotation of a GenBank genome assembly.
GCAUUUUCCCAUUGAAUGCGUGAAAAGAGUAAACAAACAGUCGAUUGAAUCCAACCUUUAGUUUAAUUAUUGUUUGGACACAAGAAGUGGAAGAAUGGGCGGUGUCUUCACCAAAGAUCACUUCGAUUUACAGCACUUAUCGCUUCCACUCAAACGUCUGCCUCUUCACGAGUAUCCGUCUGAUCGCGAAGAGUCACCCUAUGAUCCGCUCUACGGCUUCCCCAAUGGCCGCAAACCCAGAGUGAUGGCGGCGACCGAAGAGGAGAUGGAUUCGGCAAAACUGGAUCCGCCGAAGCGUGACUAUUGCGCCCAUCGGCUGAUGGAGUUCAGGGGUUGUAUGAAAUGCAAU